This is a messenger RNA of Aphidius gifuensis, 838 nucleotides long. RefSeq names its product probable oligoribonuclease. The transcript is spliced from 6 exons. Gene Ontology annotation, cellular component: mitochondrion. Gene Ontology annotation, molecular function: nucleic acid binding; 3'-5'-RNA exonuclease activity. The coding region runs from base 103 to 750 and encodes 215 amino acids. The record is from RefSeq and is a predicted model, not a curated record. NCBI's taxonomy places the organism in Eukaryota, Metazoa, Arthropoda, Insecta, Hymenoptera, Braconidae.
UUAAAAAAAAGGAAUAAUAAAAGUCUAGAUAAAUAAAAGUGAUAUUAUUAAUUGUUGUUUUAUAAAAAUAUAAAUAUUAUAAACACAAUUUAAUUCAUUUCAAUGUUUGCUUGUAGAAUUUUAACAAGUUGGAGACACGUAUUUCAAACACGUGGUCAAAAUGUCAUUAAAAAUGUUAGAAGUCUUAGCAACAUGGGAGACUUGAAGAACAACAUGGUUUGGAUUGACAUGGAGAUGACUGGACUUGAUGUUGUUAACGAUCAUAUACUAGAAGUCGCCUGCUUGAUAACAGAUGAUAAAUUAAAUAUUAGAGGUUCACCAUUUUCACAAAUUGUUCAUGUAUCUGAUGAUAUAUUGAAUGGAAUGAAUGACUGGUGUAAAACACAUCACGAGCAGAGUGGUCUUACACAAAAGGUCAAAGAAAGCAGUGUUACAAUUGAACAAACAGAAGAAUUAUUAUUGGAUUUUUUAAAAAAACAUAAUAUACCAGUGGCACAAUGUCCAUUAGCAGGAAAUUCAGUUUAUAUGGAUAGAUUGUUUAUGAAAAAAUAUAUGCCAAGUGUUGAUAAAUAUUUGCAUUAUCGAAUUGUUGAUGUGUCAACAGUUGGAAUACUUUCUAGACUUUGGAGUCCAACUAUUGAAGACAAUAAACCAAUUAAAAAACGUAACCAUCGUGCUCUUGAUGAUAUUACUGAAAGCAUUAAUCAAUUAAAAUAUUAUAAAGAUAAUUUGUUUAAAACUCAAAUUUAAUUAUAAAAAAUCCAUUAACUGAUUAUUCAUUGAAAUUAGUAAAUGUGCACGAAAAUCAGUGUUAUUGAUUAAUCAAUUUAAAAAACAG